Drosophila grimshawi is the source of this 699-nucleotide messenger RNA. RefSeq lists its product as uncharacterized. The transcript is spliced from 4 exons. Lineage: Eukaryota; Metazoa; Arthropoda; Insecta; Diptera; Drosophilidae. Bases 1 to 699 code for a protein of 232 amino acids. The record is from RefSeq and is a predicted model, not a curated record. Gene Ontology annotation, molecular function: protein binding.
AUGGUUCGCGCGUGGGUGUACAAUUUAAAAAAAGACGAAGUGCUGAAAUAUGGAGCUGAAUUCGAAGUGAAGUUAUCCGGAACUUUGGAUGCUAUGCGCAGACAAUUUGAAGACUGGAAAAUGAUGCUCAUCUUGUUGUUAUUAAUUCCUUUGACGACGGGCUUAACUUCUCAAAGGAUUUGCGAAUGCAUUAGAACGAAAAUAGACUCCUUUAUCUGUUCGUAUGUAGAAAAUGUGGACUUUGAGUGCUUGUCAAGGGAGAAGCCAGUGGAGCUUUCGCUUAUCGGAAAUAAUUACACAACACUGCCCGAGGAGCUGCUCAAGUACAACUUUAAAGGCACCAAAUAUAUUAAUCUUUCGCAUAACAAAGUAAACCGUCUCCCAAAUGAAAUUGGCGAAUCCUUGCCAGGCCUAGAGACAUUAAACUUGGAGCACAACAACCUGACCAAUCCGAAAGAACUACUCAAGAUACCUAUGGGAGUCAAAGCUUUGAUUAAUCACAAUCGAUUUGAAUGCGAUUGCGAUUCCGAUGCUAAAAAUCUGCGAAUACAUAUAAAGGAUUUAUCUACUAUAGCGAUGUGCUCCACUAUCGAAUCGGGGAUACAAAAGUCUGUGCCAUUCACAGCCUUCUGUGGUAAAAAAAUCGAAAUCGCUCCUAAAUGUACUAUUAACUAUCAGCAUCGCGGCAGUCUUGAAUAA